UGUUUGUUCCUCUUUCGGCAAACUGCUUUUGUCGUAAACAACGUGCUUAUCGAGUGAAAUUUCGAAUAAGCUAAGGUUGAGACGUUGUUUUUCGAUUAAAAAUCAUAAAUAUGGCCGAAGGAACAGCUCAACUUAAGCGAGAUUCAACCAUGGUUGCUACAGCGGAGGAAGGCAAUGCGCUUCUUGAAAAGCUCGGAAAAGUUGACGAAGAAGCGAAGACGAGAUCACAACAAAAGAAGAUCGAAGAGAAUACCGAAGCUGAAAAAGAUUCCACGCCGAAAAUGGAAAGAACAACUACGAUGGCAGCAACAGCCAAGGAAGGGGAAGAGAUUUUAGCAGGUGCUGAUUUAGGGAAGACGAGAGCAGAGACUGCAAAACAAAGUGAAGACCAGAAAGACGAUGAAGAAGAAAAGCCAGCCAUGCAACGAGCAUCCACAAUGGAAGUUACAGCUCAGGAAGCAGCCAAACUGUUGGAAGCUGAAGGAGGACUUGUGGAAGGAACCAGGAGCGAAGUUAAGCAAGUUCAAGAAGCAAUAAAGGCUAGUGAGGAAGAAAAGGUAGAGACAAAUGGUACAACAGAUGAUGAAGAAAGUGCCAAACUAAAGAGGAAAAGUACCAUGCAAAUGACUGCAGAGGAAGGAGAGGAGUUCUUGAAGAAGCAAAAGUUAUCAUCAUCAGAUGAAGCAGAGGCUGCAAAGCAAGUUGAAGCAUAAUUGCUCUUAUCUGAUGGCUGAUCAUUGCAAAGCACUGAACAGACUGUGAUGACAGCAUCAUCUUUGUACAUAGAACCAUGUGGUACUACUUCGUUGUGAGGGUAUCAUUGAAAAGAAGAACCGUUGUAAAAAGGGAUGAUAUACUGUGAAAUAAGCACAAACAUUGUUAAGGGAUAUUUGUUUAGUUACCAGAUUUUGUUUCAAUAAUUGUUGCUUAGUAAUUUAUUCUGUCAUCCACCCUUCUACCCACGAAACUUCCCAAAUUCAAGUCUCAUCUCAUCCAUUGACGUUACUUGUGAAGUAUUUACAUUAAUUUUUAAAUGUUUCGAAAUAUUAUUUGCUUUUAUUUUUGACAUCAAAGGUACAUGUUGAUGUCACUAUUGUUUCAUUUAGAACUAUCCAUUAAGAAAUGGUAAUUUAUUUUGAUAUUUUAACAAUUUAAUUUUUGCAAUUGUUAAUUUUAAUGUUGAUAAAGAAUUUGUUGAAAA
Messenger RNA from Rhopilema esculentum, 1201 nucleotides. RefSeq lists its product as uncharacterized. Lineage: Eukaryota; Metazoa; Cnidaria; Scyphozoa; Rhizostomeae; Rhizostomatidae. The record is from RefSeq and is a predicted model, not a curated record.